This is a messenger RNA of Eubalaena glacialis (North Atlantic right whale), 1492 nucleotides long. RefSeq names its product splA/ryanodine receptor domain and SOCS box containing 2 (gene SPSB2). The coding region runs from base 94 to 981 and encodes 295 amino acids. The record is from RefSeq and is a predicted model, not a curated record. Gene Ontology annotation, molecular function: protein binding. Gene Ontology annotation, biological process: protein ubiquitination; proteasome-mediated ubiquitin-dependent protein catabolic process; intracellular signal transduction. Gene Ontology annotation, cellular component: SCF ubiquitin ligase complex. Lineage: Eukaryota; Metazoa; Chordata; Mammalia; Artiodactyla; Balaenidae. The transcript is spliced from 3 exons.
CCUUGACCUCCUGUCCCAUAUCCCUAGGGGCUCAGGAGCUGCUGGCCCAGGAGGCUCAAAGUUCUUGACGGUGGAGAACGGACCUCCAAAGCGAUGAUACCAUGGAAGGGUCAACUCCGAGCUUGGGCGGCCAGGGGCGGACUCCACAGAAGCCGGGUCGAUCCCGACCGGGAGCUCGACUUUCAGAAGAGAGACGCCCCAGCAAGCCUCUUUAGGGGAGUUCUCCAGCUCCUCACCUCCAUGGGCCAGACAGCCUCGGCAGGGGGCGGCAGCAGCAGCACCCACACCCCGCAGGCCCUGUACCCUGACCUGUCUUGUCCCGAGGGCUUGGAGGAGCUGCUCUCGGCUCCCCCUCCUGACCUGGGGGCCCAACGGCGCCACGGCUGGAACCCCAAGGACUGCUCAGAGAACAUCGAGGUCAAGGAAGGGGGGUUGUGCUUUGAACGGCGGCCCGUGGCCCAGAGUACUGAUGGGGCCCGGGGUAAGAGGGGCUACUCGAGGGGCUUGCACGCCUGGGAGAUCAGCUGGCCCCGGGAGCAGAGGGGCACCCACGCUGUGGUGGGCGUGGCCACGGCCCUCGCGCCGCUGCAGGCUGACCACUAUGCGGCGCUGCUGGGCAGCAACAGCGAGUCGUGGGGCUGGGACCUUGGGCGCGGGAAGCUGUACCAUCAGAGCAAGGGGCCCGAGGCCCCCCGGUAUCCAGCCGGACCUCAGGGUGAGCAGCUGGAGGUGCCGGAGAGGCUGCUGGUGGUUCUGGAUAUGGAGGAGGGAACUCUGGGCUACGCUAUUGGGGGCACCUACUUGGGGCCGGCCUUCCGCGGACUGAAGGGCAGGACCCUCUAUCCAGCAGUAAGCGCUGUCUGGGGCCAGUGCCAGGUCCGCAUCAGCUACCUGGGCGAAAGGAGAGUCGAACCCCAGGAAGGAGCCGUUGAGGUCCAGGCACCUGGAAGAGCAGUGCAGGAGGCAGGGCCUUGGGGCUGAGCGGACUUAACUGUUCUGCAGUUGCCGAGUCUGCAGCAGAGGGUGGCCGCCGCUCCCCCGUAGCCCAUGGGAGCUAUUGUAGAGUGGAGGAGGGCCACCCUUCCUUUCACCUCCUCAGACCCAGCUCUGGGGCCUCUCUGGAUUCAAAGCCUGGGCCAGCUCCACGGUCAGAGCCGCCUCGGCCUGUUGCUUAGACGGCCUUACUUAGAGCUUCACCCCAACUCCGACCGGGGACGUGUGAGAUCCAUGAUGCGUCCGCCAUAAGAGCAGAUGCAGAACUUCAGGGCACCGUAGACCUCCCCUGAACCGAGGUGGGAGCAGACUUGCAGCAGGAAAACGGAAGGGACUCUGGGCAGGACCCCGUGGUUUGAGGAUGUCUGGCUGGUGGCCGCACCCGUACUUACCUUCCCUCAUUCUCUCUCCCAGCCGAGCCACACUCCCUUCUGCACCUGAGCCGCCUGUGUGUGCGCCACGCCCUGGGGGAUACGCGGCUAGGCCACGUUUCUGCUCU